GCUUCCGCCGGCGCGGCAGCGGGGACUCCGCAGUGGGUUGCGGGCGAUGGAGCGGUGGGUGCGCCCGCAGCUCCGGCUGUGGCUGCUGUUCCUAUUACUGCCCCCAGUGCCGGGCCGCCAGAAGGAGUCAGGUUCAAAAUGGAAAGUAUUUAUUGACCAAAUUAACAGGUCUUUGGAGAAUUAUGAACCAUGUUCAAGUCAAAAUUGCAGCUGCUACCAUGGGGUCAUAGAAGAGGAUCUGACUCCUUUCCGAGGAGGCAUCUCCAGGAAGAUGAUGGCGGAGGUAGUCAGACGGAAACUAGGGACCCACUAUCAGAUCAUUAAGAACAGAUUAUACCGAGAGAAUGACUGCAUGUUCCCUUCAAGAUGUAGUGGUGUUGAACACUUUAUUUUGGAAGUUAUCGGGCGGCUUCCAGACAUGGAAAUGGUGGUCAAUGUACGAGAUUAUCCUCAGGUUCCUAAGUGGAUGGAGCCGGCCAUUCCAGUCUUCUCCUUCAGUAAGACAUCAGAGUACCAUGAUAUCAUGUAUCCUGCUUGGACAUUUUGGGAAGGGGGACCUGCUGUUUGGCCAAUUUAUCCUACAGGUCUUGGACGGUGGGACCUCUUCAGAGAAGAUCUGAUAAGGUCAGCAGCACAGUGGCCAUGGAAAAAGAAAAAUUCUACAGCAUAUUUCCGAGGAUCAAGGACAAGUCCGGAACGAGAUCCUCUCAUUCUUCUAUCUCGGAAAAAUCCAAAACUUGUUGACGCAGAAUACACCAAAAACCAGGCCUGGAAAUCUAUGAAAGAUACUUUGGGGAAGCCAGCUGCUAAGGAUGUCCAUCUUGUGGAUCACUGCAAAUACAAGUAUCUGUUUAAUUUUCGAGGUGUAGCUGCAAGUUUCCGGUUCAAACACCUCUUCCUGUGUGGUUCACUUGUUUUCCAUGUUGGUGAUGAGUGGCUGGAAUUCUUCUAUCCACAACUGAAGCCGUGGGUUCACUAUAUCCCAGUCAAAACAGAUCUCUCCAAUGUCCAGGAGUUGUUGCAUUUUGUAAAGGCAAAUGAUGAUGUGGCUCAAGAAAUUGCUGAAAGGGGAAGCCAGUUUAUUAUGAACCACUUGCAGAUGGAAGACGUCACCUGUUACUGGGAGAGCCUGUUGACUGAAUACUCUAAAUUCUUAUCCUAUAAUGUAACAAGAAGGAAAAGCUAUGAUCAGAUUAUUCCCAAAAUUUUGAAAACUGAACUCUAGUCAUCAUCGCGGACCACAGUCCUCUUUGGCAGCAGCUCUCAGAUAUCCUGUGGUGAGAGCUUACCAUGAGUGUGGCACGUAUACCUUGAAUACUGUUAUCAAGCCAAAUACCUGGUUUUCCUUAUCAUGCUGCACCCAGAGCAACUCCCGAGAAAGAUCCAAAAUGUGUGUAAUACAGACCUGAAGCAGCUCAACGCUUUGGCUGAAUAAGGACCAGAAAUCAUGAGAUGUGGGUUUUUAACCCAGUUCUACUUUUUAUUUUCUUAAGACCAAUCACAGCUUGUGCCUCAGAUCAUCCAUACAUGUAUAGCCAUCACCGUGAAACUGACUGUGUCUGUGGGAUGAUACUUUGUCCCAUUAUUUGGAGCAGAA
This is a messenger RNA of Neomonachus schauinslandi (Hawaiian monk seal), 1597 nucleotides long. It is a transcript of the gene POGLUT1, whose product is annotated as protein O-glucosyltransferase 1. The transcript has 11 exons. Gene Ontology annotation, cellular component: endomembrane system. The record is from RefSeq and is a predicted model, not a curated record. Lineage: Eukaryota; Metazoa; Chordata; Mammalia; Carnivora; Phocidae. Gene Ontology annotation, molecular function: UDP-xylosyltransferase activity; UDP-glucosyltransferase activity. Bases 47 to 1225 code for a protein of 392 amino acids. Gene Ontology annotation, biological process: positive regulation of Notch signaling pathway; protein O-linked glycosylation.